Molecule: messenger RNA, 4827 nt
Organism: Anopheles stephensi (Asian malaria mosquito)
Lineage: Eukaryota; Metazoa; Arthropoda; Insecta; Diptera; Culicidae
Exons: 2
Coding region: 292-4626 (1444 amino acids)
Biological process (GO): proteolysis; DNA integration
Molecular function (GO): aspartic-type endopeptidase activity; nucleic acid binding
Source: RefSeq, a predicted model, not a curated record
UAGUAAAAAUCUGUGAUUUGAUUUUAUCCGUAGGUAAGCAGUCCAAACCCUGUGUACGGUAAGGCGGUUUUUGGAUGGGAUUUGAACCCUGGUUCUGCCGUGUGUAGACUGGCGCGCUUAUCGCCUCGGCUUCCGGAUCCUGGACUAGACUAGAACUAACCUUCGAGCCGACUGCACUUUUCUUUCGUGGCGACGAGAAGUUAAACGAAUCUGCGAAGUGCAGCAACGAGAAAUAUCGAAUGCAGUCCAGUCCAGCAAACGAGAAAAUAACGUGCAGUACCGAGAAGCGUCAUGAGCUUGAACCAGGACGCCGAGACGCCAUCGCGAAACCGUCAGCACGAGGAGGUCAACGGCCAACCGAAUGGCGAUUGGCUUCAGGAGCUGUUCAGAAAACAACAAGAAAUGCUCGUAAACCAACAACAGGCAUUUAUGGUGCAGCAGGAACAGCUGAUUAGUACGAUCCUCCGGACCGUGCGUACCGAGCCGAAACCGGUAAGUUCCGAGCAAAUCGUGGAUUUGCUGGCAGGAAGCAUAAAAGAGUUCAACUAUGACCCGGCCGCAAGGGUCACGUUUGCCGGUUGGUACGCGCGGUACGAGUCACUUUUCGAGAAGGAUGCGGAGAGGCUCGACGACGGUGCGAGAGUGUGGCUACUUUUACGCAAGCUCGGAAUGGCCGAGCACGAGCGGUAUUGCAGCUACGUUAUGCCGGCGAAGGCGAAUGAUUUCGAUUUUGCAACCACGCUGAGGAGUUUGAAGCUGCUGUUUGGCUCACAGGAGUCUAAAGUGAGUCAACGUUUCAAGUGCUUACAGCUAACGAAAAGUGCAACAGAAGAUCAUGUAAUGUUCGCGUGCCGUGUUAACAAAGCAACUGUUGAGGCUGAAUUAGGAGGUUUGUCCGAGGAAGCGUUGAAGUGCUUGAUUUUUGUGUGCGGUCUUAAAGAUGAGAGAGAUGCGGAUAUACGUAUGCGUCUGUUAAGCAAUAUAGAAGAGCGAAAUGAUGUUACUUUAGGCCAGUUAACGGAAGAUUGUCAGAAAUUGAUAAAUUUGCGUCGCGAUACGGCAAUGAUAGAGGGAGAAGUGCGUCAAAUUAGUAGGGUCAGUGAUGACAGUAAAUUUCUGUGGCACAAGAAGCAUCAUUCACAACCUCAAGGAAGUAGGCCUCAAGGUAGCAAACCGCCCGUAGAAUGUUGGUUAUGUGGAGGAAAUCAUUUUGCGCGUCAUUGUUCGUUCAAGAGACACAAGUGUGUUCGUUGCCGAAAGACGGGACAUAAGGAAGGAUUUUGCGAUACAGCAUCACGUGUUUAUCGAGGUAGGUCACUAAAGCGUUUGCGUACGGUUUUAGUGAAUGCGAUCAAUUCCGUGAACCGUGGUUUUGUUAGUGUCAGUUUAGCAGGACAUGCUGUGAGAAUGAUGGUAGACACAGGUGCCGAAAUAACCAUAAUCUCUGAGAGAAACUGGCAGCGCAUCGGUAGACCAAUGCUUCGACAAGCAUCGAUUAAAGCGAAAUCGGCGACCGGCAAUUGUUUAGAAUUAUUGGGCGAGUUCCAAUGUAUGCUCACGAUUGGGCAGCGAUCAGAAGAAGGUACAGUGCGCGUUACGAAAGAAGACCUCAUGUUAUUAGGGAAAGACGUAAUGGAAUUGUUUGGUUUGUGGGAUGUACCACUAACAUGCGUGUGCAAUAAGGUGACCGACGUCACAACGAAUUCCCAGGAGGUAACGAAACUCGAAGAGUAUAAGGAUUUGUUUUCCCACGGGUUGGGACACUGUACCAAAAUGAAGGUUAGACUAGAACUUAAAGAUGAUGCGAUUCCGGUAUUUAGACCAAAACGUCCAGUGAGCUAUGCGAUGCUCCCAGCAGUGGAUGAGGAACUAAAUAGGCUCGAAAAAGAAGGAAUUAUAUCUCGCGUGAAUUAUUCAGCAUGGGCAGCGCCUAUCGUAGUAGUGCGCAAGGCAAACGGUUCGUUAAGGAUUUGUGGGGAUUACUCCACUGGGCUGAAUAAUGCGUUACGACCGUACGAGUACCCUUUACCGCUCCCUCAAGAUAUAUUCGCUAGCCUAGCUAACUCGACUAUAUUCAGUCAGAUAGAUCUGACCGAUGCGUUUCUGCAAAUUGAAGUAGAUGAGGAAUGUCGAGAACUGCUAACCGUAAAUACGCACAGAGGCUUGUAUUCUUACAAUCGGCUUCCACCUGGAGUUAAGGUUGCACCAGGCGCCUUUCAGCAAGUAAUGGAAACAAUGUUAGUAGGACUUAAAGAUGUGGCUGUCUACUUAGACGACAUUGUCAUAGGUGGAGCAGAUACGGUUGCGCAUAAUAAGAAUAUUAGAGCUGUACUUGAUAAGCUAAAGGAAUACGGGUUUAGGAUACGCCCUGAGAAGUGCAAUUUUAUGCAACAGCAGAUUAGGUACCUAGGGCACAUUUUGGAUCGUAAUGGGUUAAGACCUGAUCCGGCCAAAAUAGAGGCGAUCACGAAAAUGCCAUCACCAAAACAGCCUUCAGAAUUGCGAUCAUUUCUUGGUGCCGUUAAUUAUUAUGGGAAAUUUGUCCCACAGAUGCGCAACCUACGAUACCCUUUAGAUGAGCUUUUGAAACGAGAUAAGGGUUGGCAUUGGAGCACAGAAUAUCAGGAAGCAUUUGAGAUGUUUAAGCGAAUGUUAAGCUCCGAUCUUUUGCUUACAUACUAUGAUCCGCAAAAAGAUAUAAUAGUGGCCGCGGAUGCGUCUUCAGUAGGAGUAGGGGCUACGAUAAGCCACAAAAUGCCGGAUGGAACUGUGAAAGUAGUGCAGCAUGCAGCGCGAGCGCUGACAAAAGCAGAAGAAGGUUACAGCCAACCAGAUCGAGAGGGCCUAGCUAUUAUAUUUGCUGUCACGAAGUUCCAUCGUAUGAUUUUCGGGCGGAAAUUUACACUACAGACCGAUCACGCUCCGUUAUUACGGAUUUUUGGUUCACGCAAUGGUAUUCCAGUGUAUACGGCGAAUAGGCUACAGCGUUGGGCCUUGACCUUGUUGAUGUACGAUUUUAAGAUCGAAUAUGUGCCGACAGAUAAAUUCGGAAACGCAGACGUUCUAUCACGUUUAAUAGAUAGACAUGAAAGGCCAGAACCGGAAUUUGUUGCAGCAAGUAUUAAUGCGGAUAAAGAAGUGCAAUGUCUAGUUAGAUGUAUCACGGAAGUAAUGCCACUUACGUUUGAAGAUAUUGUGCGUGGAACCAGUAACGACGUUAAAUUGGAACAAGUAGCGAACUACGUUCAAAACGGAUGGCCGACUAGGAAACUGGUGGAUACUGAACUCAGAAGUUUUCAAGUUAGGAGCGAAUCUCUAUCCACCUUUAACGGAUGCAUACUAUUUGGCGAUCGAUUAGUGAUUCCAAGAGAUCAAAGAUUAAAGUGUUUAGCUCAGCUUCAUAAAGGCCACCCGGGCAUUGAGAGAAUGAAGGCCCUUGCAAGAAGUUACGUUUAUUGGCCCGGGUUGGAUCGCGACAUAGAAGAAAAAGUAAAGCGUUGUAGUAAUUGUGCAAGUGCGGCUAAGUCAAUGGCUCAUAGCAUACCAAUCCCAUGGCCAGCAGCUAAAGGUCCCUGGCAGCGCGUGCAUGUCGAUUUUGCCGGACCAAUAGGAGGAAUGCAUUAUCUGUUAGUUGUUGAUUCUUAUUCUAAGUGGCCGGAGAUUGUAGCGACUCCAACAAUCACGUCUAGUGCGACUAUUCAAAUUUUACGAGGGAUAUUUGUUCGAUUUGGAAUGCCGAAUACCUUAGUGAGUGAUAAUGGGGCACAGUUCACGAGUGCAGAAUUUAGUACAUUCUGCACAGUUAAUGGUAUAGAACAUCUGCGCACUGCACCCUUCCAUCCCCAAUCAAACGGACAGGCCGAAAGAUUUGUAGAUACCUUUAAAAGGGCUUUAAAGAAAUUGGAAGGGGAAGAAAAUACGAUACAAGAAGCUUUAGAUGUUUUUCUAAUAACGUACCGAAGUACACCACACAAACUUCUAGAGAACGAUCAAUCGCCAGCUGAGGUUAUGUUAGGCCGUCGUAUGCGGACUUGUAUGGAAUUAUUACGGCAUCCAGCUGAGCCAGUUAUAAAUGAAACGAAUUGCGCAAUACUAUCAAAAGUGUACAAUAUGAAUGAUCAGGUCUAUGUAAAAAGGUAUUUUAGAAACAAGUGGAAAUGGGUGCGCGGCAUAGUUCAAGGGAAGUUAGGAAGAGUAAUGUAUGAAGUGCUUACUGAAGAUAACAAGCUACAAAGAUCGCACGUAAACCAACUUCGUAGACGAUAUGAUAAUACUCAGCCGGUUUUGAACAAACCCCGUAUGUUAGACGUGCUGUUAGACACUUGGGGUAUAGACGCGUGUAAGCCAGCAUCAUCAUCAGUAUCGCCCUGUAUACCGCAUCAUCAAACAGCAUCGCCGUUAUCAUCAUCGUCAUCGUCAUCUAUAUCGCCGUCGUCAUCGUUUCCGUCAGUACUUCCGUCAUCACCAUUGUAUUCGUCAUCGUUGGCACCAGCAGAGGGAAGUACCUCAAUGUCUCCGGGAUUUGCAACAGCCGAUAGCGGACCAACAACACCGGUGGAACAUCUACGCCGAUCUACGAGGGUUCGAAGACCGCCGCAGUGGAUGGAGCCUUACCGCCGGAAUUAGGAGGGAGAUGUUGUGGAGAUACGGUUGUGUCGAAACCGUGCUUAGUACACAGCCUUGUGUACUAGGCUUCACAACCCGACGAGUGACAAAUGUCACUCGGUGCGGUGUGUGUGUAUGCGGAGUUUUAUCUCUCUCUUCUAUCGCCAGCGGUCGCCGAAGCAGGAUGCGUGAAAUAUACGUUAAGUAAUUGUAUUCAAAGUA